This is a messenger RNA of Suillus clintonianus, 897 nucleotides long. RefSeq lists its product as uncharacterized. The record is from RefSeq and is a predicted model, not a curated record. The transcript has 5 exons. NCBI's taxonomy places the organism in Eukaryota, Fungi, Basidiomycota, Agaricomycetes, Boletales, Suillaceae. The coding region runs from base 1 to 897 and encodes 298 amino acids.
AUGUCCCUGAGGCGCCAUGUUGACAGGCGCACGCGCGAUAGGACUGCCAUACAAUGGAUACGAGUUUGCCCGAUCCCCGCGACGCUUCCAAAGCUUUCAUUCUCGCCCUCCUCUGCUGCAACAGGAUCUUGGGGGUGUGAAAAUGAAGCUGCUUUUCUGUUACUUGGUCCUCCCGCCCACGGCAACCUCACACUAUCCACAGGGGGCUGCACGACCAGCUCAGGUGACUCUCGCAUAACCUAUGAACGGGACCUCCUUCAUAUCGAAUACCGAUCACCCAAACCUAUCAAGGCUUGCGAAAAAUGGUUGGACGCGACUGAUAUCGACACCAUCAAAACAGUCGAAAUAUUCAUCAGGGCAAGCGCUGAUUUGGCUGAAUUUCGACAAAAUGCACUUCGUCAACCUGGCCGCAUCAGUCAUGCCAUGAACAUUUCACAACUGAGCAUAUUUCUCACGAUCGAGGGUGCAGCAGCAGAACUGACAGGAUGUAAACGAUCGCCGUUUCAUCAUGUGUCAAUGGAACAUGGCGUGGCCUUGGAUACCGACGGCUUGUCCUUUCCUGGCAAUAAACGCGACUUUGUCCUUGCUGUCAGAAUCUUCAAUAUCGCACGACCGUUCCAGCUUUAUGUUUUGUGCUUCUUCAUUCGCGACCACAAAUUAUCCCUUAAUUGGUACGACCGCCGAGGGAUAAUCCUUUCCGACGACUAUGACAUGGACGACAAUCUUGAAAUCCUCCAUGAGUAUCCCUCCUUCCUUGCCUCCAUGGGUGUAAACGAUCCGCGUUGGUGGAAAAUAUCAACGGGCCCCCCCAUAUGGUCUUCUUUGUCUUUACUGGCUCGCGGUACUGCCACAUGGCAAGCCGCAUCGCUUCAGGACAACAAUGAUGUUGUCUUUUGA